UCUAUAAAUUCAUGGCACCGAUCAGGUCGUAGCUCAGUAUAGUUUGAAGCUGCAAAACCAAAAAUGCUAAACAGGUCGAAGCUUUUACUGGUCGUUGUCGGGUUCUGUCUGAACGCAGCCGCUUCAGGAGAUGUGGACUGCAGCAAGCAGCCCAAGUAUGUCAAUCCGAAGACCUGCUGCCCCAUGCCGGAUCUAAUCACCGCAGAACUGAAGGAGAAGUGCAAGUCGUUCGAUGUGACACCCAGACCCCGGCCAACUGAUGCCAGCGGUUCGUCGGUCGAAAGCAAGCGUCGUCACCACCAUCAUCAUCCUCCAGCGUGCGUGAUGGAGUGCUUCUUCAAUGAGACGGGCAUCUAUGAGAACCGGCGUCUGGACGAGACCAAGCUCGAGAGCUACAUCAAUGUGGUGUACGCCGAUAGCACCGAUCUCAAAAAUGUUGCCACGCAGGCGUUCGUCACCUGUGCCGAAAAGUUGGCCGAUAGGCAGGCCAAGAUUAAGGCCAAAGUUUCAGGCCCCCACCCGUCUCCGCCACCGGGCACGAACAUCUGCUCCUUCGCUGCCAGUCAUCUGAUGGGCUGUGUGUUCAACAACCUGAUGAAAAACUGCCCCGACUCCAUUAAAAACAACGACCAAGAGUGCACCGAUAUGCGCGAAUUCUUUACCAACUGCAAGCCACAACCCGGUGGUCCACCAAUUUCAUCCGAGAAGCCCUAGGACUCUCAAGCAACCGAUUUGCAAAGCUCCAAGGAGUGUGCAUCAUCAGGCAGGACACGUAAUGUCCCCCCCCACAUAAAUUUAGGGCACGCGACCCAAUAAAUUUUAAAGCUCAA
Drosophila obscura is the source of this 830-nucleotide messenger RNA. It is a transcript of the gene Obp49a, whose product is annotated as general odorant-binding protein 67. Bases 64 to 714 code for a protein of 216 amino acids. Lineage: Eukaryota; Metazoa; Arthropoda; Insecta; Diptera; Drosophilidae. The transcript has 3 exons. The record is from RefSeq and is a predicted model, not a curated record.